UUCUACUAAAACCGAAACUGAAAGUUUUUCUGGCAAUGUUGUCAUUCAGAGGCUAAAUUGUGCUACGAAGUAAAUAAUGGCGUUGAUGAUGAGGAACAUAUUUAUAAAACCGUUUUGUAAAUUUUUGGUGCUAAUUAUUUUUAACUUUCAAAGCAGUCCAAAUAUUGGUGCAAACGCUUCUCCAGCAUUUAAUGUUAUCACAUCGAAUUCAUCACAUUACCGUCAUUAUGAGGAACUGAAGGAAAAUCUGCUGAAAUUAGAAAAAGAUUAUAAAACUUUAACUAGUGUUUAUUCCAUAGGUCAAAGUGUAGAGAAACGGGAACUAUAUGUUAUACGAAUAACAUCAAAUGUAACAAUUAACAAACCUAUGUUUAAAUAUGUGGCUAACAUACACGGCAACGAAGCAGUUGGUAGAGAACUACUUUUAAACUUAGCUCAAUAUUUGCUUGAAAACUACGGAAAGGACGAAAGAGUAACAAAGAUAGUUGAUUCAAUUGAUAUACAUUUAUUACCAUCAGCUAAUCCCGAUGGCUUUGAGUUUGCUCGUGAAGGUGAUUGUUUUGGUUCCUCCAAACCAACUGGAAGAGAAAAUGCGAAUGGAAUUGAUUUAAAUCGAGAUUUUCCGGACCAGUUUUCUUUGGAUGAAACAACCAGAAUGACUGCUGGUCGUCAGCCGGAAACAGUUAAUUUAAUGACUUGGAUUGUUUCCAAUCCGUUUGUGCUUUCUGCUAAUUUACACGGAGGUGCAUUGGUUGCAAACUAUCCUUUUGAUGAUUCUAAGUAUCAUAAAAUUUUUGGUGUAAAAAGCCCCUCACCAGAUGACAAAUUAUUCAUGAAGUUAGCUAAAACUUAUUCAAAUUCACAUGCAUUUAUGAAAGAGGGACAUAUUUGCCCUGAUGAUGAUUUUCCAGGAGGAAUUACUAAUGGUGCAGAGUGGUAUGAUGUUGCUGGUGGAAUGCAAGAUUUUAAUUAUAUGUUUAGUAAUUGUUUUGAAAUCACUUUGGAACUUUCUUGUUGCAAAUAUCCUAAAUUUUCAAAUAUAUCUGAUGAAUGGGAAAAUAAUAAAGAAGCCCUAUUAUCUUUCAUGGAGCAGAUUCAUAUUGGUGUCAAAGGAAAAGUUGUUGAUUCUGAAACAAAAGAGUCUAUAAAGCAAGCUUUUGUAACUGUUAUAAGCAUUGAUCAUAAUGUUACAACUACAGAAACUGGCCACUAUUGGCGCUUGCUUUUACCUGGUAUUUACAAUGUGCAGUAUUCUGCUUAUGGAUAUAAUUCAAAAGUCCAGCUGGUUGUUAUUAAGGGAAAUGUUACAGAAGAGGUCAAUGUUGAACUUGAUCCAGACUCUCCUGUGACUCAGCAAAAUCUUGAAACUUCUUCUACUUCACCAACUCCUAUUAAAAUCACUGAAUCAUCUGUUUCAACAUCUGAAUAUGUGCCUUCUAUAACUCUAAGUCAUGGAUCAGAAACCGAUAAAAAAUCUGACGUUCCACUAUUUAAGCAUCAUCACUAUGAAGAAAUGGUUGCAAUAAUGAAAAACGUAUCUCAGGAGUGUUCUAACAUUUCUAGAUUGUAUACCAUUGGGCAGUCUGUAGACAAUCGAGAAUUAUAUGUGAUUGAAAUGAGUGAUAAUCCCGGAAUACAUGAACCAGGUGAACCUGAAUUUAAAUAUGUUGCUAAUAUGCAUGGCAAUGAGGUUGUAGGAAGAGAAAUGCUACUGCUAUUGAUUCAGUAUUUUUGUGAAAGUUAUGAUAAAGAUGAAAAGAUUAAAAGGUUACUCGAUACUACUAGAAUCCAUAUCAUGCCUUCUAUGAAUCCAGAUGGCUAUGAAAAAGCUAGAGAAGGAGAUGCUGAUGGAGAAGUUGGACGAGAAAAUGCAAACAAUGUGGACUUGAAUCGAAACUUUCCAGAUCAAUUUGGUGUAUUUAAAGAAAAUGCUGUAGCACAACCAGAAACAGCGGCAAUGAUGAAAUGGAUUUUGUCCUAUCCGUUUGUGUUAUCAGCCAAUUUGCAUGGUGGUUCAUUAGUUGCAAAUUAUCCUUUUGAUGAUAAUGCAGCAGGAAAAGAUAUGUAUAGCAAAAGUCCAGAUGACUCCGUUUUUCGAAAAUUGGCUUAUGUAUAUUCUGAGAAACAUCCUACCAUGCAUUUAGCUCAACCUUGUGGUAAAGGAUUAAUGAAUGAAAAAUUUCCUGAUGGAAUAACUAAUGGUGCUGCAUGGUAUAGUGUUUCUGGCGGCAUGCAAGAUUGGAACUAUUUGCAUAGUAAUUGCUUUGAAAUCACUUUGGAACUUGGUUGUUUCAAGUAUCCAAAUGCAAGUCAGCUUCCAGAAUACUGGAGACACAACCGAGAACCUCUCAUUGCUUUUAUCGAUCAGGUUCAUAGUGGUAUCCAUGGUUUUGUGAAAGAUGCAAAUGGUAAUGGUUUAUCGAAUGUAACUAUACAUGUUGAUGGAAUAGAUCAUGAUGUUAUAUCUUCCCGCUUUGGUGAUUAUUGGCGCCUUUUAGCUCCUGGCAAAUAUAUGGUUGUUGCAAGUCUUGAUGGGUAUGCCCGAAGCACUCUUCAAGUCGUUGUUCCAGAUGAUGUGCAAGGAAUUCAAUUGAACUUCACUCUUGAUAACAAGUUUUUUGAGUGGUCGGAGAAAAAUGAUUUUGGUAUUUUAGAAAACAUUGACGACAAUUAUGUAGAUUUCAUGGAACUGCACAACCAGUUAUUAAAGCUAUCCUCAGAAAAUAAAGCUCUCGUAAAACCGAUGGCCAACUUUGGUAGAAAUGGAUUAAAAGCCUUAAAUUUCAUAAUUAUAUCCUCAGAGGUUGAAAAAAGUGAUCAUAAACGUAAAGUAGCUAUUGUUGGUGCUCUUCAUCGUAACCAACCCAGUGGAAGAGAGUUAUGCCUCAGGCUCGCUCGUCAUCUUGUUGAAGGUUAUAAACAAAAAGAUCCUAAAAUUGUUAAAUUAUUGGAGGAUUUGGCAAUACACAUAAUACCUUCUGUGGAUAACAGAGAAUUUGGAAAGUCACAUCCCAGAGAAAAAAAUACAUCAAAUGACUUAGAUUUUGGAGAUAAAUUUGGGGAUGAUUUCGAGGGAGUGUUUGCACCGGUUGAAGGCUUAAAAAAUAAUCUUAACUCUUAUCAUUAUUCUUCAUUAAUAAGUAUUGAAGAAGAAGGUUUAGAAAUGAGCUUACCUCAAAGCAUUGAAAAUGAUGUUUUGGAUUCUGCGACCUUCAGUGAUUUAUCCAGGGCAUUUGUUCAGAACCACCCUCUUUUAUCUAAGGCUUCAAUGUGUGGAGAACAAACUUCAUUAAGUCCAUCUGAUCUAACAACUAAUACUCUAUUGGAUUAUGCUUUUACUAAGCAUGGAACUAUUGCAACAAUUUUGUUUGAUGUUUCAAGUAGAGGGUUAAAUAUUUGUCAUUUUCUUAGUAUAUGCUUACCUCAAAGCAUUGAAAAUGAUGUUUUGGAUUCUGCGACCUUCAGUGAUUUAUCCAGGGCAUUUGUUCAGAACCACCCUCUUUUAUCUAAGGCUUCAAUGUGUGGAGAACAAACUUCAUUAAGUCCAUCUGAUCUAACAACUAAUACUCUAUUGGAUUAUGCUUUUACUAAGCAUGGAACUAUUGCAGUUGCAGCUCAUAUAAGUUGUGGUAACAAUCCAGAUCCUAGUGUUCUACCAGAAUUAUGGCGCAAUAAUCUGCGUUCACUGAUUAGUUUUCUUCAAGCAUCCUCUGAAGGUGUUGUUGGCCACAUUAAAAGUAAUGAUGGUUAUCCUCUUCCCAAUUCAUCUGUACAUUUACUUGGGAAAGAAAGACUUAUACCUGUUGAUUCGACUAUGGGUUUUUACAGCGUUAUCUUGCCUGCAGGGCAGCAUAUCUUAAACUAUGCUUCUCCUGGCCAUGAGAAUGUCAGUAAAUCAAUUAAUGUUGAAAGUGGGAAAUUAAUCAAUCUUGAUGUGGUUUUAGAUACUGUUAUUUCUCAAGUUUCACUUACUGACUAUUCUAAAAUUGAAAAAUCAUUAAAGGAAAUAAAAAAUAUUAAUCCUAGGAUAACAAAAAUUUACAGCCUAGGUGAGAGCAAGAACCAUAAGCAAUUAUGGGUACUGGAAAUUAAUAAUCAUGAUAAGGAGAAUUUACAAUUACCUGGUAUUAGAUUUAUGGCUGGCUUAAAUGGUUAUGAACCUGUGACAACUGAAUUACUUAUUCAGUUAGCAAAAUAUUUAGUAUCUUUGUAUGAAAAAGACACUACCAUAACUGAUUUAAUAAACAGAAGGGUGAUAUAUAUAGCACCUCUUUUGAACCCAGACAAUAUUCUAAAAAACGAACUAACAAAUUGCUCUCUUGGAAUGACAUCAGCAAGUGCCAGUCUAAUUACUAAUUUUCUUGGAGAAGAUGAAAGACCUGAGGUUAAACUCAUUAAACAGUGGACUUACUCUAAACCAGCUAUAAUUUCUGCAGAAUUAUACUCUGGGGCAAAAGUUGUUGCUUUUCCUUUUCAAGAUUCAUCUGCUCCAAAUGAGUAUAUGGCACAAGGAGAUAAAAAUGUGUUUGCAGACUUGGCCAGAGAAUACAGCAUGAAUCAUCCAACUAUGCAUUUAGGAAGUUUUACUUGUGCAUCUCAAAGUUACAAUUUUCCGGGUGGUAUUGUUCAAGCUUCUAAUCUACAUAGCCACCAUGGAAGUUAUAUGGAUUAUGUUUAUAAUAAAACAGAAGGCUAUGACUUGGAAAUAUUUGCUGACUGUUGUGCUUAUCACACACCUGAAGAGAUGGCUCAGAUUUGGUUAAAUCACAAACCUCCAUUGCUAAAUCUUAUAAGACAGGCAAGGUCAAAUGAGUAUAUGGCACAAGGAGAUAAAAAUGUGUUUGCAGACUUGGCCAGAGAAUAUAGCAAGAAUCAUCCAACUAUGCAUUCAGGAAGCUUUACUUGUGCAUCUCAAAGUUACAAUUUUCCGGGUGGUAUUGUUCAAGCUUCUAAUCUACAUAGCCACCAUGGAAGUUAUAUGGAUUAUGUUUAUAAUAAAACAGAAGGCUAUGACUUGGAAAUAUUUGCUGACUGUUGUGCUCAUCACACACCUGAAGAGAUGGCUCAGAUUUGGUUAAAUCACAAACCUCCAUUGCUAAAUCUUAUAAGACAGGCUGAUCGAGGGAUUUCUGGAUCUAUAAUUACGGCAACUGGGCAACCUCUUCCUUUUGCUGAAAUAUCGAUUGCUAAUUUUACAAGGCAAUUUCAUAGCUAUUCUGACGGAGACUACCACCUUCUACUUUUCCCUGGAGAAUAUGUUGUCACGGUCAUCGCAGGUGGUCAUUUACCACUUACAAAGAUUGUGCAUGUAUAUGCUGGUCAAGCAACAAGCGUUGACUUUAAAUUAAAACAAGACCCUCGCAUUGUUGGGGUACCUCGACAUUCCUUUUUUAUAAUUAUAGGAUCUUUGGCACUUUUGCUGUUAGUUACAAUAAUGUGUAUCUAUAGCACAAUUUUAUACAAAAAGAGAAAAGGUUACUCCUUCCAUCGCCUAGAUCAAGGACAGUGUUUGUUUGAUGAAGAUGAUUUUCCUGGUUCUCUGAAAUUUGGCACUAAAUUAGGUUUAAAAUCAAAAGAAUACCGGGAUGAUACCUCAUCAGAAGAUGAACUAUAUAAUACAUAUGCAUGGAAAAAUGGCCAUGGGAAACAGAAAAAGAAACUUUUAGAUGAUACUACGUAACUUGGAUCUGGAGAUAAAAUAUGUGAUAAUAAGUAUUCAUUCCUGUAUGUUGAUAAUAGUAAAUAACAAUGUAAAUAGAUUAAAUGUUGUUAUUUUUAGAAUUUUAUUCAAAUAGAAAAAAAGCUGUAGUCUUCAAAUAAUUUUAAGUAUUUAUGGAAAUUUUAAUAUGCAUAAAAUUA
Messenger RNA from Parasteatoda tepidariorum (common house spider), 5859 nucleotides. The record is from RefSeq and is a predicted model, not a curated record. Lineage: Eukaryota; Metazoa; Arthropoda; Arachnida; Araneae; Theridiidae.